CCGCACAUACCCAGAACUGGCCAUCCUGCGUAGACACCCGCCACCCCAGAGCAAGAUGGUAGAUGACCUGCAGGAGUUUUGUGACCAGAUGGGCCUUGACAUUGACUUCAACUCAUCCGGAGGACUCCAUAGGAGUCUGAAUGAAAAUCUUGGUGGUGAUGAGUAUGCUGCUGCCAGGAGGGAAGUUCUCACUCACAUGUGCUCCAGGGCAAUGCAGAUGGCGUCGUAUUUCUGUACUGGAGCUCUGAAAGAUGAGAAUUCCUUCCAUCAUUAUGCUCUGAAUGUUCCUCUCUACACACACUUCACUUCACCUAUAAGGCGCUAUGUUGAUGUCAUAGUGCACCGUCUACUGGCCGCCUCCCUUAACUGUGGACCACCAUUGAGUCUCUCAAUAGAGGAAGUACACAAACUGGCAUCCCACUCCAAUGACAGGAAGACUGCUUCAAAGAGAGUCCAGGAGUUGAGCUCUGAACUUUUCUUUGCUGUCUUUGUUAAGGAGUGUGGUCCUUUGGAUUCAGAAGCUAUGGUCGUGGGAGUUCUAGACCAGUCCUUUGAUGUGCUUGUGCUUCGCUACGGAGUGCAGAAACGAAUCUACUGUAAUUCAUUAGAGGGACUAAAGGCAGUCCACUUCCAUAAAGUGGGAAAGAAACCAGAGAUGACGCUUGUUUGGGAACAAGGUGACCCCAGCAAAGAGUCCACACAACAGGAGAUUUCCAUCUUCACCCUGUUGGAUGUUCAGCUGAAGGCAGAUGGAGCUCCUAUGAAAUACAGUGCUGUGCUCAAGAGACCCUCAGCAUUCGUAUGAAUUUCAUUGUUAUUUUCUUUAUUAUUAUUAUUAUUUUUGCUUGCAGAUUUCUUAACCAAACAGAGGUAUCAAUAGUAAGGCUGCUCCUUUGCACCAAUAUAAUAUGAACUUGGUUUUGUAUAAUUUUAUUUUUGAUUUUGUCCUGAAAUCUUUGUUGCAGACUUCUUUUAAGUUAGGAAUGU
Sinocyclocheilus grahami is the source of this 987-nucleotide messenger RNA. RefSeq names its product DIS3-like exonuclease 2. The transcript has 7 exons. Bases 56 to 805 code for a protein of 249 amino acids. Gene Ontology annotation, biological process: miRNA catabolic process; mRNA catabolic process. Gene Ontology annotation, molecular function: RNA binding; 3'-5'-RNA exonuclease activity. The record is from RefSeq and is a predicted model, not a curated record. NCBI's taxonomy places the organism in Eukaryota, Metazoa, Chordata, Actinopteri, Cypriniformes, Cyprinidae. Gene Ontology annotation, cellular component: P-body.